AUUUGCGUCGAAUACCACAAAGGUGAAAACGCCGUGUCGUUUUUUUCUUCCAGCACUUACAUGCUUGUCGUAUUAACGCAUGUAACACGACACACGUUUCGUUAAUAAAAGAAGGAAACGGCGAGAAGAUUUCAGUUUAUGUCGUUACUCAUCUUUCCCCAACUGAUAUAGAAAUACCGUUGCCGUCUCGCUUCGCUGUAUAUGAUUCCCAUGGAGAAGAUGAUUCGCUCCUCUUGUGUUACUCUACUCGUUUGCCUCGUGUUUCUUCUGAUCUCGUACGGAUCUGUCGAAGCAGGGAAGCGACGGAUCGAGAUCACCGACGAUCUUGACGACGUGGAAGACAAUGAAGAAGACGAAUCAUGGAAACAGUGGGGGAGCAAAGCAGCGACGCCGGAGUUCGAUCCGCCUCCGGAUUUCUCCGACAUGGGAUUCGAUCAGAUCCAAGAGGAGAUGGCUAAACGGACUUUUGCACCGGUCGUCGGAUUCGUCAAGCUCCGGUUAGGAGUCCACCGAACUAAGGAUAUGGUGGUGGAGAUUGCUAUGAGAUGGACGAAAGUUCUGAGAACAGGUGGGUUAGGAGUGAGAUUCAUGGCCGUGGAUCGAAGCACGGUGAUGUUCAAUAUGCAGAACGGGAAGGAAGUGACUGAGCUAAGGGAGUUUGUGCUGAGCCAAGCAGAGGCUUAUGAGGUUAAGAUAGGGAAACAAGAGUUUCGAAGACCUGGGGAUCCUCCUCUUGAUAAUGUCUUUGAAAAACUUCAAGCGAAGCAAAGCAAGAAUGAUGUUACCAAGGAUGAACUAUAGGCCUAUACGGCCACUAAAUAUUUUUGGUUCAUUAACCAGAUAGGAUUUUGUCUCUGUAGC
Molecule: messenger RNA, 861 nt
Organism: Brassica oleracea var. oleracea
Lineage: Eukaryota; Viridiplantae; Streptophyta; Magnoliopsida; Brassicales; Brassicaceae
Exons: 3
Coding region: 202-801 (199 amino acids)
Source: RefSeq, a predicted model, not a curated record